Molecule: messenger RNA, 942 nt
Organism: Penicillium maclennaniae
Lineage: Eukaryota; Fungi; Ascomycota; Eurotiomycetes; Eurotiales; Aspergillaceae
Exons: 3
Coding region: 1-942 (313 amino acids)
Source: RefSeq, a predicted model, not a curated record
AUGUCGCCCGAUUUGAACUCUCUUCCACUCUCUCGAUCUUCCUCGUCUUCUUCGUCGCUGCCACAUCGCAACGUUCCACUUUCGCCCGGAACAGUCCCCGCACCCGUGAAUCCUAAUACCACCUCCCCGCGGCCAUCCCGUGGAUCCAGCAUGGGUCGAUUAUCAGUCUCCGAGCGACGCCGUUCAGCAGCCGGCAUGGCUCUCAAUUUGAACGAUGUGACCAAUAUGGGCUCGGGAAGUCUCACCGAGAAUCCCUGGUCCGACCAUCGCUCCUCCAUCGGGCAUGCAUUCCGCACGGCUAGUCCCACCAGUUACGGCGGCAGCCCCGUCUUUGCGACAGCAGACCCGCACCACCAACGGGCACCAUCUUUAGGAGAGCUGCAUCAGGAGUUAGAACAGGAGCAAGAGGCGCAAGUGAACCGUCUUUUGCAAAUGAUCCGCAGUCAGCAAGCUCAGCUGCAACAUCUUCAGCAGAAUCAACAACAGACCCCGCAGUCGGGCACAGCUGUCGUGGAUGAUAUCACCCCAUCGUCGGAACGGUCAGCCUCGUUCUUCCCUACCAUGCCCCCACCUGCACCAUCCAGCAACAGACUAUCCAUCUCAUCGCUGUCCAACCGGCCACCAAGCCUAACCAACUCCCCAAAUAUUCGACCACAAGAUACGUCUCGCGGCUCAGACGGCACAGAAGCAUUCCCCACUUUACGAGAGAACUCAUCGCGACGAGGCAGUCGAGACGAAAGCUCAUUCUACCAAGCCGAAGCAGCCAUGCUCAGCCGCGAGAAUCAAAUGCUCCGACAAAGAAUCCGAGAACUCGAACGACAGAUAGGACACCUGACGACUACGUCAGAUACUCCAGCUACCCAUUCAGCAGAGUCAGGGCAAGAGGGGGUGGAGACGGACCUGCAAGUCGUGGGAUCUUCCGAGGGGAAAGCAUCUACCUGA